This is a messenger RNA of Sarcophilus harrisii (Tasmanian devil), 6493 nucleotides long. RefSeq names its product G protein subunit alpha L (gene GNAL). The coding region runs from base 1282 to 2421 and encodes 379 amino acids. NCBI's taxonomy places the organism in Eukaryota, Metazoa, Chordata, Mammalia, Dasyuromorphia, Dasyuridae. The record is from RefSeq and is a predicted model, not a curated record. Gene Ontology annotation, cellular component: heterotrimeric G-protein complex. Gene Ontology annotation, molecular function: GTP binding; G-protein beta/gamma-subunit complex binding; G protein-coupled receptor binding. Gene Ontology annotation, biological process: adenylate cyclase-modulating G protein-coupled receptor signaling pathway. The transcript has 12 exons.
GACUCCUGGAGAGAAUGACACCGCAUAUCAAGAUGCCUCUGUGCAUCAGCUGCAGGAGGAGCCCUUUAACUCUGUGUGUGCGCGCGUGUGUGUGUGUCUUUGGCCCCUGAUUUGUGGGUAUGGAUCGGUCUACCUCACACCCGCACUGCACAUUGCUUGUGGAAGGCAACCAGCUCCGCCUUUGGUUCUCUGCUUCCUGCUGCUUCAGGGCCACGUGAAGUUUGCAAAGGAGCGGAGCCGAGGGGGCGGCAGCCCCGAGGUGCCCCCGGUGCAGGCGGCGCCCACCUAGUGGGAAAGAGGCGGGGCCAGGAUUGCCGAGCCGGGAAGAUUCUCCACCCCAACCGCUUCUCCAUCACUGUCUGUGGAGACUGAGGACAUUCAUCGGGGCCUUGACAGACAAUCUUCCUCCGUUCCCGUCCCCGUCCCCCCGCCCAAGUUUAAAAAAAUAUUCUUGGAAUUAGCGUGAAAUCCUAGGGGAGGGAGAGGCUAGGGACAGGGGGAGGGGAGAGAGAGAGCAAGAGAAUGCAAUGUUCGCUGUUCACCUCUCCGGCAGCAAGAGGCAGUGCUGAGCUUGGGCAGAGACAGCUAGCGCUGCUGGUAGGGAGGCUGCGUUUUAAUUGUGCUCUCAUUCACUCACACUGAGAGGGUGCUACCGGGUACGUGUGUGUGCGCCUGUGUACUAGCCGUGGAUACUGCCUCUCUGGAGGUGCAGCGGAGCAUUAGGGAAAGGGAACGCAGCGGGGGAGAGGCAGACAGAAAAGAACGGACUUUCAGAACGCGAGAAAGAGAGGAGGAAAUCUCUGCACUUUGGGGGUCUGUCUUUGGGCCAUUUCCUGGUCUCACAGAAAGAGGCAGUGCUGAGUUAGAGGAAAGCAGAAAUAGACUUUACAGGGAAAUAUAGGGAGUGUGUCUGGGUGUGUGUGUGUGCGGUGGAGAGGGAAGAGAGAGGGAGAGAGCGCAGCAUUAGGCUUUUUUCCAGAAGGGCCGCCCCCCCCCCCCCAUCUUCAUUGUAUGCUAUUUAUAGUCCUACUGCAGAUUUUUUUUCUUCCUUAAAAACAUCCCUCUUCGUGGAUCUUCCUUGCAUCUCUUUUUUCAUUUGGGGGGGUUGGGUGGGGGGUGGGUGAGGGAAAAACCUGCUUUGGAUCGGAAAGCACCGAGAGACCAUCUUAGCAGCAGGGAAGAGGAGCCGUUGCAAGGAAUCUAUAAAUACCUAUAAAUCAUUAUUGCUUUUUAUAUAAAUACAUAACUGUAUCUGACUGACAUCCAACCCAGCGGGCAGACAUGGGGUGUUUGGGCAACAGCAAGACGGAAGAUCAGCGCCUUGACGAAAAAGAGCGACGAGAGGCCAACAAAAAAAUAGAGAAGCAGUUGCAGAAAGAGAGACUUGCUUAUAAAGCGACUCACCGUUUGCUUUUACUGGGAGCUGGUGAGUCAGGAAAAAGCACUAUUGUCAAACAAAUGAGGAUCCUGCACGUCAAUGGAUUUAAUCCAGAAGAAAAGAAACAGAAAAUACUGGACAUCCGGAAAAAUGUUAAAGAUGCUAUUGUGACAAUAGUUUCAGCAAUGAGCACUUUAAUACCCCCAGUUCCAUUGGCCAACCCAGACAACCAAUUUCGAUCAGACUAUAUCAAGAGCAUAGCCCCUCUUUCUGACUUUGACUAUUCACAGGAAUUCUUUGAUCAUGUAAAAAAGCUUUGGGAUGACGAAGGAGUAAAGGCAUGCUUCGAGAGGUCAAAUGAAUACCAACUGAUUGACUGUGCACAGUACUUUCUAGAAAGAAUUGACAGUGUCAGUUUGAUUGACUACACACCCACAGAUCAGGAUCUACUCAGAUGCAGAGUUUUGACAUCAGGAAUUUUUGAAACACGAUUUCAAGUAGAUAAAGUAAAUUUUCAUAUGUUUGAUGUGGGUGGUCAGAGGGAUGAAAGAAGAAAAUGGAUCCAAUGCUUUAAUGAUGUCACUGCUAUAAUCUAUGUCGCAGCCUGCAGUAGCUACAACAUGGUGAUCAGGGAAGACAAUAAUACUAACAGGCUACGAGAAUCUCUGGAUCUUUUCAAAAGCAUCUGGAAUAAUAGGUGGUUGCGAACCAUUUCUAUCAUUUUGUUCUUGAACAAACAGGAUAUGUUGGCAGAAAAAGUCUUAGCAGGGAAAUCCAAAAUUGAAGAUUAUUUCCCUGAGUAUGCGAACUACACUGUUCCUGAAGAUGCAACACCUGAUGCAGGUGAAGAUCCCAAAGUUACAAGGGCCAAGUUCUUUAUCCGGGAUGAAUUUUUAAGGAUAAGUACGGCAACUGGCGACGGCAAGCAUUACUGCUAUCCUCACUUUACAUGUGCAGUGGACACUGAGAACAUCCGCAGAGUGUUCAAUGACUGUCGAGAUAUCAUUCAGAGGAUGCACCUUAAACAGUAUGAACUCUUGUGAUUAGGGUCACCAUGGAGCCUGUGGUUUUCAAUUAUCUGCUCCUUUCUCUUUCGCGCGCACUCGCUCUCUCUCUCUCAUUUCUCUGUCCUACCCAACACAGGAUGGAAGAAUAUACUCUAGAAUACUUGUUAGCCUCUGGGUCUGUUUACUUUGGUUAUUUAGCCAUCCCCACCUGUAUCCCGGUGUUCAUUUCAAGUAAGUUUUUCUUUUAUUCUUCCUGCUUCUUUGGGACUAGGUCCAGGCUUUCCUUAGGUAUGCCAUUCCUUUAUCAUUCCAUUAAGCCUUUGGCUACCUCCAUUUUCCCCUAGGAUUUUUUUAAAAUUUUCAAACAUAACCUACUAAAUUUUUCCAGUAAGUUAUGUUAACAUAAACUGGUGACUCUUAUCAGAUGGCACUACAGUCAAACCUCUGCAUGUUAGGGGUCCUUUUUUUUUUAAACAUGACACUGAAGAGUACUUGAUAGGUGAAAAGAAUAAUGCACUUUGUAUCAGGUUAUUAAAUACUGUUGAGAAAGCAUACACACAAUGUAGCAGCACUAUGAUAUUUAUUAUUCUAUCACAGUUUUUAGCAUUGAGUUGCAGGUUAACUAAUCAAGUGGCCUCCUCUUUUAAGCCGUUUACCGGCAUAGGUCGUAGAGUAGAGCCUGAGAGGCAUGGGGAAGAUAAGCAGUUCUUCUGGGGUUUCAUAGCAGAGUGUCCCUACACACCUCAGACUUUUGAAUUAAAAGCUACUUCUAGCCUACUGCAUCAAGGCAGAAAAUCUACUCCUCCCUACCCUAAACUGUUCUUUGUUUUGUCCACAAAUGAUCCUUUUAGCUUAGGUCAUUCUUGGACACAGUCCUCCCUCUCUAUUUUUUUUUGUUUGUUUGUUUUACUGCUGGUUUAUUAUAUUGUACAGACUGUAAAAUGUAAUAUUAUUUUGUACAACUUUAUUGAAGAAAAUACUUGUAGAAGAUCUUUGUGCCUUGAUUAUGGCUGUACCUGUAAACUGAGCUAAGAUGUAAGUAUGUUUUUGAUUGCGCUGUACAGCUUGAUGUCAGCCUUACCUGCAGCCAUGACUGGAGGUAGGAACUUUAUCUGUAGAAUUUAGGGGUUUUCUGGUUUAUAUUGAAAAAAAAAAAAGUGGAAUACACUUUUAGUAAAAAAAAAAAAAAUUAUAUAAAUUAUGCAAAUUAACCACUUACACCUUUACAAAUAAGGUCUUACCCAGUAAGAAGCUGUUGCAGCAACAUGCCUUUCCUUUUGGGAGACUCAGCUUUGAAAUAUCGAAUUUAUUCGGGUCCAAAUUGCAACCAGGUGUUGUCUCUCAAUGGGAAGAACCAAGAAUUUUUUUUCUCUCUAGACUAUAUUUCAUAAUUCUUUGGUUAUUGAUACUUUUACAAUCACAUGGUGUGAUUGUGAAAAUGUAGAGCACCCUCAGAUAAAGCUCUUAAAUCUUUAUAACAACAGCAGAUUUUAUUGUGCAAGUAAAUAUAAGAUAAGAAUAUUUUAAAAGGUGUAAACCCAUGUCUGACCUAAGAAAAUUGCAAGAUGACAUUUUUAUUUCUCUUUUAAUAAAGAGACACAUUAGAAAAUUGUUUUAUUUUAAAUAUUGUAGGAUCAAAAUGUGUGAAUAUUUCUCAAACUUGAAUAAUUUAUGCAAAUGACAUUCUCAAAACAAGUUAUGGUACAGUACAUUAUAUAAAAAGCAAGAAUUGUUGUAGCAAUAAGGCAUGUCCUUUUUAGUAACUAUAACACUGCUUUAUAUUUUAUACACGGGUGUUUUGUCUGUGUGAGUAUAUACUUUUCCUGUGUCUGAAAUAACCUGUACAAAUGUCAAAAAAUUACAGUUGCAAUAACAGAAACCUAGACAAGUGUUAGCCUACAUUACUUCAUCAAUUUUCUUUACCAAUACAUGGACUGUCUCCAUCCUUUGUUUAGAAUUCUAAGACUCACCCCAUAAAUCAGGUUUUUACAAUAUAUUUUUUAAAAACAAUGCUCUCUUUUGCCCUAAAAUUAAAUGUCAGUAAAUGCUCCUAUUUCUUCAUUUAAAACUAAUUUUAUGACAUUAUAAAAGCCUCUCUUGCAUCCUCCUGAGUUUUCUCCCAUCAGCAUAUUAACCCUACUGUUUCAUAAGAUCAUUCAGUCAGAUUGAUAGAUGAAAAAAAAAGCAAAACUUAUGUUCAAAUCCCCUCACACUUCCAAGAAAGAGAGAGGACAUGCAGCUAUAUUCUAGAUGUCUCUCAAGAAACCAAAAAUAAGGAAAAACUGGAGAGGGGAGAAAUUUCUCAAAUAAAAUAAACAUCUAUACUGUGAGAUUAUAUAUAUAUACACACACACACAAUAUUUGCCUCUCUUACAGAUUCCUUGGAAACUGUAGUGCAAGAUUGUUGCCUAUUUAUAAUGAUAUUAUAAAGAAAAAUUCAGGCUGCUUUAAAAAAAAAUUAUUUCUGGCUCAAAAUGAAAAACACGUCAAUUUACCUUUUGAUAGGCCAUUUUUUCCCAAUUUUCAGAAGUGUCUUUUUUGACCAUUAGAUGGGAUUAAAAAUUGUCUCAUAGAGAACUAAUUAUACCUAUUUAAACAAUAAUAAUAAUAAUAAUAAUAAUAAUCCUGUUUCAGCAGAAAAAAAAGUAGAAUUCUACCAAACAAUAUUUUCCUGCUCUUGUAGUAUCUAAAGGAGAAUCUGCUUCCCCUUCUAGAUGUACAGCUUUAUAAAAUUUAGGAAUCUGAGGGAAAUGUCAUACUAGAACAGAAGCCACACCCACUGAUAUGUACAUACACUACUGCCAGUGUGUUUCUGGGUUGUAAGUUCCAUCCGUGGAAGGUAGGAGUUUGUAGUGCAUGCAAGUUAUGAGGCUAAUAGGACUUACAUGUUGUACAGAUACAAUCUGAGUAUACAUAUAUUUGAUAAAAAUUAUAUAGCAAGAAAACAGUUCAAUUUAUUGUAGGAUACUUGUUACUUUUUUUUUUUUUUUUACAGCAUGAAAACAUUUCAAUCAACUAUUUAUCCUGUAGUAAUUCAUAUCAAUUGUUUAGAAUUUCUAUGAUGUGCAUAAAAAUGGAUGGCCUGCAUCUGGACUCGUCCAGUUAGGUCAUUCUCUGACAUGAAUACAGCCUGAAGUUCAGUUGUUUUCCGCUUUGGUAUUUGUUACUAAACGCAGAAAUGUCCUGCUCUUCACAUUGCCUUAUGCUUUCUGAUUACGUAUCAACCGAAUGAAAUGAGAUGAAAAGAAAUGGUGGUGUUACAAAGGCUGACAGUGAGUUAAUAAUAACAAAGCCACCAAAAUACCUGCUGUGCAGUAGAUAGUCAGGACUGUAUGCUCAAGUGGAAGGAAACAUUUGGAGAGGGAAUAAUCUACUGAUGUUAUGCUGCCCUAAAAAACAAAAAGAAAUACAAAAACAAAACAAAUAAAAAAACAAGAAACAGAGUCAUGCUGUUGUUAGAACACAGAUAAUUUAGUCUCAAAUAGAACAACAAAGCUAGCAGACCACUUGGGUUAUUUCUUGACUGCUCCUCUCCUGGGCAAAGGAUAGGCUCAUCCCUAUAGCAGUGCACCAAAGGCAUUUCCCUGUCAAGAGGCAAAGCUUGCCAGAGGUGAUGUGUGCUGUCUUUUGUCUUGUACAAGAUACCCCUGGCACCAGCCAGGAAAGGGAAAUUAAGGGCAGAGGAGCACCCAAGUGGAUACUGAGAUGGGAAGCUAACUUUGUUAUUAAGACAACUUCCUAACAUGCUAGGCUUCAACUUAAAAAAAAAAAAAAAAAAAAAAAUUAAAGAGGGCACACCAGGAACUCAGAGAGGUAUAUGAAAAGACUUGGACUAGAGAGCUGAGACCAAAGAGCAUCACUGAGAGAGUGAGUAAGAAGGUUUUGUUUUUUCAUGCCACAAGACACUAAAAUAAAUCUGUUUACUUAGAAAUACAUGUUCUGGGGUAAUCAAGGAAUUUUCCUUGUAGGCAUUUUUGCUAAACAACAAACAUCUUUUUUUUUUUUUUAAGUUUGUGUACUUUGAACUUGAAAACAGGACAUUCCCCAUCUCACUAUUAAGUGCAAAUAUUAUAAAUGAUGUAUAUUGUGCAUUGGAACUGGCUGCUGG